ACUAGCAAGAUAGAAAGCAAACCAAAUUAAGAUCGAUCGAUCGAUCGAUCAGUGAUCAGUAGGCAUGGCAGGGCGGCAGCAGCUGGUGGUGGUGGGCAUGGUGGUGGUGAUGGUGAUGAUGCAGUGGACGGGGGGUGCGGCGGCGAGGCAUCAUCAUCAUCAUCAUCAUCAUAAGAAGUCGUACGAGGAGGUGUUCGAUCGGCAGGAGGCGGACCGGGUGCAGCGUCUGCCGGGGCAGCCGGCGGAGCUUGGGUUCCGGCAGUUCGCCGGGUACGUGACGGUGAACGAGACGCACGGCCGCGCCCUCUUCUACUGGUUCUUCGAGGCCGCCUCCGACGUGGCCACCAAGCCCCUCGUCCUCUGGCUCAACGGAGGCCCUGGUUGCUCCUCCCUCGGCUAUGGCGCCCUCGAGGAGCUCGGCCCCCUUCUCGUCAACAACAACGACACCCUCAUCAUCAACCCGGAAUCAUGGAACAAAGAGGCUAACCUGCUGUUCGUGGAGUCCCCCGCCGGCGUCGGCUUCUCCUACACCAACACCACCACCGAUCUCGCCCAUUUCGGCGACAAUCUCACCGCCCAUGACGCGCACGCCUUCUUGGUGAAUUGGCUGGAGAGGUUCCCGCAAUUCAAGGGGCACGACCUAUACAUCGCCGGCGAGAGCUACGCCGGCCACUACGUCCCCCAGCUCGCCACCAAGAUCCUCCAUUUUAACAAGAAGAAGAAGGAACAUGAUGAUGAUGAUCGCAUCAUCAACCUCAAGGGCAUCAUGAUCGGCAACGCCGCCAUCGACUCCAGCUCCGACGACCGCGGUCUCGUGGAGUACGCUUGGGACCACGCCGUCAUCUCCGACGAAAUCUACGCCGCCAUCAAGGGCAACUGCACCUUCCCCGACGACGGCAACGAGACGGACAAGUGCAACACCGCAUGGAACGGCUUCUUCACCGCCAUGGGCGACAUCGACAUCUACAGCCUCUACACUCCGUCCUGCACCGCCGCGCUCAACGGCACAACCACCAUUACUAAUGGCACCCGCAGCCGCUUCGCCGAUAAGGUGCUCCGCCUCCGCCGCGGCUUGCCUUACAACACGUACAACCCGUGCGUGGACUACCGCGUGAUCGACUACCUGAACCGCGGCGACGUCCAGGCGGCGCUCCACGCCAACGUGUCGGGCGGCAUCCCCUACAGCUGGGCGCCCUGCAGCGACGCGCUCACCAACUGGACGGACGCGCCGCCCUCCACGCUGCCGGACAUCGCCGCCCUCGUCCGCGCCGGCCUCCGCGUCUGGGUCUUCAGCGGUGACACGGACGACCGCGUGCCGGUGACGUCGACGAGGUACGCGCUGCGGAAGCUCAAGCUCAAGACGGUGAGGCCGUGGAAGCAGUGGUUCACGAGCGAUCAGGUGGGCGGCUACACCGUGCUCUACGACGGCCUCACCUUCGUCACCAUCCGCGGCGCCGGCCACAUGGUUCCCAUGAUCACGCCUGUGCAGGCCAGACAGCUCUUCGCCCACUUCCUCGCCGGCGACGACAUGCCCGCCAACCCCAUCCUCGCCCCCACUCCACCUUAAUUUUCUUUAUAUUAGCAGCUGUGCGUCUUCUUAUUUAUUUUUAGGAUUUAUAUAUUUUGUUAGGGCAUAUAUCUAAUAUGCCUGCCCUCUAAACUUCACAUUUAUUUAUUUUCGGCUAUCAACGUACCUGCUACAUAU
Molecule: messenger RNA, 1705 nt
Organism: Oryza sativa Japonica Group (Japanese rice)
Lineage: Eukaryota; Viridiplantae; Streptophyta; Magnoliopsida; Poales; Poaceae
Product: serine carboxypeptidase-like 34
Biological process (GO): proteolysis
Cellular component (GO): vacuole
Molecular function (GO): serine-type carboxypeptidase activity
Source: RefSeq, a predicted model, not a curated record